AUGGAAAACGCCAGGGGACGGGGCUGUUCGUCUCUACAUGACUAUAUGGAAAAACCGUACAAACGCGUGUCUUUCCACCCAAAACCAACAGUGCCCAAACGCGUGUCUUUCUACCCAAAACCAACAGUGUACAAACGCGUGUCUUUCCAACCCAAACCAACAGCGUACAAACGCGUGUCCUUCCACCCCAAACCAACAGUGCCCAAACGCGUGUCUUUCUACCCAAAACCAACAGUGUACAAACGCGUGUCACUCCACCCCAAACCAACAGUGUACAAGCGCGUGUCUUUCCACCCCUUACCAACAGCGUACAAACGCGUGUCUUUCCACCCAAAACCAACAGUGCCCAAACGCGUGUCUUUCUACCCAAAACCAACAGUCGUACAAACGCAUGUCUUUCCACCCAUUUACCAACAGAGUACAAACGCGUGUCUUUCCACCUCUAAUCAACAGCGUACAAACGCGUGUCUUUCCAUCCCUAACCAACAGGGUACAAACGCGUGUCUUUCCACCCCUAACCAACAGUGCGCAAAAGCUUGUCUUUCCACCACUAACCAGCAGUGUACAAACGCGUGUCUUUCCAACCUGAACCAACAGUGUACAAACGUGUGUCUUUCCACCCCUAACCAACAGUGUACAAACGCGUGUCUUUCCACCCCUAACCAACAGUGUACAAACGCGUGUCUUUCCAUCCCUAACCAACAGGGUACAAACGCGUGUCUUUCCACCCCUAACCAACAGUGCGCAAAAGCUUGUCUUUCCACCACUAACCAGCAGUGUACAAACGCGUGUCUUUCCAACCUGAACCAACAGUGUACAAACGUGUGUCUUUCCACCCCUAACCAACAGUGUACAAACGCGUGUCUUUCCAUCCCUAAUCAACAGUGCCCAAACGCGUGUCUUUCCACCCAAAACCAACAGCGUACAAUCACGUGUCUUUCCAUCCCUAACCAACAGUGUACAAACGCGUGUCUUUCCACCCCUAACCAACAGUGUACAAACGCGUGUCUUUCCACCCCUAACCAACAGUGUACAAACGCUUGUCUUUCCAUCCCUAAUCAACAGUGCCCAAACGCGUGUCUUUCCACCCAAAACCAACAGCGUACAAUCACGUGUCUUUCCAUCCCUAACCAACAAUGUACAAACGCGUGUCUUUCCACCCCAAACCAACAGUGUACAAACGCGUGUCUUUCCACCCCUUACCAACAGAGUACAAACGCGUGUCUUCCACCCCUAACCAACAGUGUACAAACGCGUGUCUAUCCACCUCUAACCAACAGAGUACAGAGUACAAACGCGUGUCUUUCCACCCCUAACCAACAGAGUACAAACGCGUAUCUUUCCACCACUAACCAACAAAGUACAAACGCGUGUCUUUCCACCCCUAACCAACAGUGCCCAAACGCGUGUCUUUCCACCAAUAACCAAAAGUGUACAAACGCGUGUCUUUCAAACCUGAACCAACAGUGUACAAACGUGUGUCUUUCCACCCCUAACCAACAUUGUACAAACGUGUGUCUUUCCACCUCUAACCAACAGUGUACAAACGUGUGUCUUUCCACCCCUAACCAACAGUGUACAAACGCGUGUCUUUCCACCCCUAACCAACAUAGUACAAACACGUGUCUUUCCACCACUAACCAACAGAGUACAAACGCGUGUCUUUCCACCCCUAAUCAACAGAGUACAAACGCGUGUCUUUCCACCCCUAAGCAACAGUGUACAAACGCGUGUCUUUCCAUCCCUAACCAACAGCGUACAAACGCGUGUCUUUCCACCCCUAACCAACAGCGUACAAACGCGUGUCUUUCCACCCCUAACCAACAGUGUACAAACGUGUGUCUUUCCACCCCUAACCAACAGUGUACAAACGUGUGUCUUUCCAACCUGAACCAACAGUGUACAAACGUGUGUCUUUCCACCCCUAACCAACAAUGUACAAAAGCGUGUCUUUCUAACCUGAACCAACCGUGUACAAACGCGUGUCUUUCCACCCAAAACCAACAGUGCACAAACGUGUGUCUUUCCAACCCUAACCAACAGUGUACAAACGCGUGUCUUUCCACCCCUAACCAACAGUGUACAAACGCGUGUCUUUCCAACCUGAACCAACAGUGUACAAACGCGUGUCUUUCCACCCCUAACCAACAGAGCACAAACGCGUGUCUUUCCACCCCUAACCAACAGUGUACAAACGCGUGUCUUUCCACCCCUAACCAACAGUGUACAAACUGUUCAAACGCGUGUCUUUCCAACCUGAACCUACAGUGUUCAAACGCGUGUCUUUCCACCCCUAACCAACAUAAUUCAAACGCGUGUCUUUCCACCCCUAACCAACAGUGUAUAGACGCGUGUCUUUCCAUCCCAAACCGUCAACCCCAAACCAACAGUGUUCAAACACAGCCUUUCAACCCCAAACCAACAGAGUUCAAACAUAUGCCUUUCAACCCCAAACCAACAGAGUUCAAACAUAUGCCUUUCAACCCCAAACCAACAGAGUUCAAACAUAUGCCUUUCAACCCCAAACCAACAGAGUUCAAACAUAUGCCUUUAAACCCCAAACCAACAGAGUUCAAACAUAUGCCUUUCAACCCCAAACCAGCAGAGUUCAAACAUAUGCCUUUCCACCCCAAACCAACAGUGUACAAACGUUUGCCUUUCCACCCCAAAACAACAGAGUUCAAACAUAUGCCUUUCCAUCCCAAACCAACCGUGUACAAACGUUUGCCUUUCCACCCCAAAACAUUAGUGUACACACGUUGCCUUUCCACCCCAAAGCAACAGUGUACACACGUUGCCUUUCCACCCCAAAACAACUUUGUACACACGUUGCCUUUCCAUCCCAUAACAACAGUGUACAAACGUUUGCCUUUCCACCCCAAAACAACAGUGUACAAACGUUUGCCUUUCAACCCCAAAACAACAGUGUUCAAACGUUUGCCUUUCCACCCCAAACCAACAGAGUUCAAACGUUUGCCUUUCCACCCCAAAACAACAGUGUACAAACGUUUGCCUUUCCACCCCAAACCAACAGAGUACACACGUUUUCCUUUCCACUCAUAA
Messenger RNA from Mya arenaria, 3063 nucleotides. RefSeq names its product prion-like-(Q/N-rich) domain-bearing protein 25. The record is from RefSeq and is a predicted model, not a curated record. The coding region runs from base 1 to 3063 and encodes 1020 amino acids. The transcript is spliced from 4 exons. Lineage: Eukaryota; Metazoa; Mollusca; Bivalvia; Myida; Myidae.